AUGGCGGCGGCACGGGCUGGAGCUUUGGGGGUGCGCGGAAGCGCUGUGACACAGCCUGAACAAUGGGCUGCAGGCGCCGAUGAAGUGCGAGCCCAGAGGGAGGCGGUGGGCGACGCAAAAUGUGUUCGGAGGGCGCCGGGCCGCCCUGUGGUGCCCUUCACUCACAGAGCUCUAGCGGUGUCUGAAUCAAAGAACGAUUUAUCUAAGAAAUGCCCGGAAAUGUUUAUUUGGUAUUACCACAACUUCCUGUACAAUUACACGAGAAAAAACAGACUAAAGGUUAAGGGAAGAACUCUGGGGUUAGUCCUGGGUGCCGUCCUGCGUCGCACCUUGACUGAGGCUGUGGAUGAGGGGCAGGGGCGCCCCGGCGAUGGUGGCACAGCAGCAGCGGGGCCCUCGCCGGUGGCGCCGGGCCGUGAGGGAGCUGCUGCAGCACAGGGGGACCGCGACAGGCUGGAGAAAGGGGCUGACAGGAACCUCAGGCCGUUCAGCGUGGGAAGAACCAAGUCCUGCAGCUGGGAACAGCCCCAGGCACCAGCACGGGCGGGGGAAUGCCCCGCUGGGAAGCGGUUUGUCAGGAAAGGCCCUGGGGCUCCUGCUGGACACCGAUCUGAACAUAAGCCAGCGACGUGUGCCUGUUGACACCGCUGUGACAAGGCCAGUGGUGUCUGUGCUGCACCACAAGAAGUGUUGCCAGCAGGGCAGGGGAGGUGAUCCCGCCCCUUAGUGCAGGGGAGGACACACCAGGAGUGCCAGGCCCAGCCCUGGGCUCCCCAGGACAAGACAGACAUGGACACAAUGGAGACUCCAGAGAAUGGUCACCAAGGCCGUAGAGGGACCGGAGCAGCUCAUCCUGAAGAAGAAAAGUCUCAGGGGAUCACAGCAAUGUACACAAGCUCCUGCAGAGAGGCUGCAAGGAUGAUGGAUCCAGGCUCUUUCCAGAGGAGCCCAGCGACAGCGCCAGAGGUGACAAGCGCACACUGAAACACAGGAGGUUCCCUCUGAACAUCAGGAAACUCCUUCUCCCUGUGCGGGUGACUGAGCACUGGCACAGGCUGCUCCAUCCUUGGAGAUACUGACAAGCUGUGUGGGAGUGAUCCUGGACUGCCAGCUCUUGGAGGCCCUGCUGGACCAGAUGACACCCAGAAGUCCCGCCAGCCUCAACCAUUCAGUCACCCUGUGAAUUUCACAUGUCGUAUUUUGUGCACUCCUCAUACAGCAGCAAUGUACCAGGACAAAGAACUGAAGGUAUCUAUUCAGCAUUUAUCUGUGGCAGUGUCUUUUUUAAUCCAGCUGGCAAAGAAAUAUGGAAGAGGGAAUGCUAAGACCCAAGUGCAACACAGUGGUUUCCCCAAGGGAGAACUGCAAAUACCUUUCAUGAAAACUUGGAAGAGUUAAGAGUUACAGAGAAGCUUCAGAAGGAAUCAGGGUGGAACAGAUUAAAAAGUUUCUGUCUAUUCAGGUUUUUGAAUGAUGAGGAGUUUUGUUGUCUUCGGUCUUUGCUCUCAUUCUGUCUGAAUGAAUACACUGCACAAAGUACUGCAGAAAACACGAACAGCACAACUGUGUCACUUCAGCAGGAGCAAGCAGCUUUUGGAAGUGUGACUGCAGCUCUCUGGGACCAGCUCAGCGACUUGGCAACUCCUCACAAACAUGACUCAACAAGCUCCUCAGCUGAAAAACAAGGUUAUGUAAAUGAGUUGUGCCGGUUAUGAAGGAAGUUUUUUAUGGAAUACUUGUCCAGUGCUAAAGACAGUUUUUUUGAGGGUUAUCUCCAGAUUACCAUCAAACUGACUGAUACAGAGGAAAGUGUAGCUUUCUAGGAGGUGGAAAAAAGAAUUUAAAAUUUGUCAGAAAUGGAGAUUGUGGAAUUACAGACUGGGUCACAUGGCGAACAUAACUGACCACACAGGGGAAGCAUGGGAUUUUUUUCCUGCAGAUCUUCUUAUUACUUACCCAUCUCCUUUACAGGUGCUAGAAUUCACAAUAUCUUGAAAUCAGGAUGCCUGAAAUGAAGCAGGGAGUAGAGACAUGUCAGCUUAAUCCCCAUCAUCACUGUGGAAUGACUUCACUGAGUAUAUGGCAUCCAAUCACUGCAUUUGUUCUACUGCCAUAAGAAAUACAUUUCAAAGUUGAAUUCUGCAUAUUUCCAGCCUGAGGAAUUCAGAGACAGAAGUAGGUCACAAAGCAUUCCAGCUCAGGCACACUGUAGCUGCAUGCAUUUCCCAAGAAUCUGCUGGUCCUGGACUCAGAAAUUGAUGGAGCACUCAACACCUCACAGGUUUUAAGCAAUUUAAAGCAGUAUGAAGAGAAAGUACAAUUACUGGUGAAGAUAGGACUUGUACACAUCUGCAGCAAAACAUCAAGAACGCAGAUAAUGCCUUUGGAGAGCAGUAGCAGGGAUACUGGUCUCAGAAAGCUGUGUAUAACUUGCUGAAGUUAUUCCUGUGUCUGUAGCCACUGCAGUGGAAGGGAAGGGGCAGGGAAUGAAAAUUACCCUAUAAAACCCUAAAGCAGACAAUUCUGUCUCUGUAUACACUGUCACCAGCAAGUCAGGUGUCCUGAGACUCUGGUUUUACUGUUUUACUGUGUUUGGGGAAUGUUAUAGGUAAAAAUUGAUCCAGCCAAUUAAAUAAAAAAUAAAAAUUAAAUUUA
Messenger RNA from Passer domesticus (house sparrow), 2655 nucleotides. RefSeq lists its product as uncharacterized. Lineage: Eukaryota; Metazoa; Chordata; Aves; Passeriformes; Passeridae. The record is from RefSeq and is a predicted model, not a curated record. The transcript is spliced from 2 exons. The coding region runs from base 1 to 642 and encodes 213 amino acids.